AUCAUUUUGAAAGAGGCCAAUACUGAAUGAAAUAUCUGCUGGGAUUCAACGUGCAACUAUGGAGAAUAGAUCAGUGGUGAUGUCAUUUAUAUUGACGGCAUACAUUGAAAUGGAAGACCAUAGAUAUGUAUACUUCACAGGUUUCCUGUCAUUGUUCAUUCUUAUGCUGUUAGUAAAUAUAAUUCUUAUUACAGUAAUUUGUAUUGAAGCCAGUCUCCAUGAACCCAUGUAUUUUUUAUUGUGUAGCUUAGCAGUAAAUGGAAUUUAUGGCACUAUAUCUUUAUUACCAUCAAUACUUGGUCAUUUAAUGUCUCAUACUUAUGAAAUAUCACUGACUGCAUGUCUUUCACAGAUCUUUUGUUUACACACAUGUGUUUCAGUUGAAUUUAUUACUUUAGCAGCGAUGGGCUAUGACAGAUAUGUUGCCAUUUGUCAUCCAUUACACUAUCACCAGUUAAUGUCUCAUAGAAAAGUGUGCACACUUAUAGCAUUGUGCUGGAUUUACCCUUCCAUUGUGUUUGGGAUGUAUUUCAUAUUAACUGCACAGCUUAUAUAUUGUGACAACAUCAUGGAAAAGAUGUAUUGUGCUAGCUUUUCAUUAGUGAAACUGUCUUGUUUUGACGUUUCUUUGCUCAACAGAGUUGGCCUUGUUGUUGCUUCUUUAGUUAUUGUUCCACAGCUGCUCAUGAUACUAUUUUCAUAUGCACAAAUACUCAGAAUCUGCCUGUCUGCUUCUAAGGAAUCUCAGGCCAAAGCUAUUCAAACAUGCACCCCACACUUACUGGCUGUGAUUAACUACGCAGUAGGAUCCUUUUUUGAAAUUAUUUCAACUCGUUUCAACAUGAGUCAUAUACCUUAUAAAGCUCGCAUAUUCCUGGCCCUUUACUUUCUGAUAUUUCCCCCAUUGCUUAAUUCUGUAAUUUAUGGAAUUAGCAUUCAAGCCAUCAGAGUUCAGGUUUUCAAACUGUUCAUUACUUGUAAAAAUAAGUUAUUUACACUGUAAAUAAGACACUGAGACAAGGAGGUAGUCUACUGUUUGUUCAAUGCAUUUACACAUUUUUAAGCCAAUUACCUACAUGACAUGACAUGUAAUACCAUUGGUGAUAGGCUCAAUUAAAGGUCAUGACUCUGGUUGCUUUUGCUGCAGGACAGGGAAGCUGUUGUUAUUUCUACCUCUACAAUUCAAGCCCUUUUCCCAUUUACAUUUUAGUAUUCACAAAAUACUCUCAUUCAGAGUGACAUACACCAAUUACAUAAAAAGAGGUAAUCCCAGAUCGCUAAUCCUUAUGCUACGCUACCCCCCAAAUGAAAUUCUCGUACCCUCACAUGGUUUUUGGCACCUUGUUGUCGUAUAUUUGUUACUGCCGCACCUUGUUAUUUGAUUUUGACUUUUUAAAAUCACAUUUGAUGUCAA
Messenger RNA from Anguilla anguilla (European eel), 1414 nucleotides. RefSeq names its product olfactory receptor 52D1-like. Gene Ontology annotation, cellular component: membrane. The record is from RefSeq and is a predicted model, not a curated record. Gene Ontology annotation, molecular function: G protein-coupled receptor activity; olfactory receptor activity. The transcript has 3 exons. Lineage: Eukaryota; Metazoa; Chordata; Actinopteri; Anguilliformes; Anguillidae. The coding region runs from base 59 to 1003 and encodes 314 amino acids. Gene Ontology annotation, biological process: G protein-coupled receptor signaling pathway.